Leptidea sinapis is the source of this 1796-nucleotide messenger RNA. RefSeq lists its product as uncharacterized. The transcript is spliced from 2 exons. The record is from RefSeq and is a predicted model, not a curated record. Bases 82 to 1101 code for a protein of 339 amino acids. Lineage: Eukaryota; Metazoa; Arthropoda; Insecta; Lepidoptera; Pieridae.
UGCUUGUAGACGUCCGUUUUUUUCACCGGAUAACGGACCGUCAAUAAACGGCUAUCCUUGUAUACAUAUUUUUUUUACCGGAUGGAUGGACUGCCGUCUAUAUGCGUUAGUUUUGAACUGGUCGUCAGAGAUUACACACGUGUGAAAUGUCGAAUAAUAAGAAAAAAAAAACUCGUAUUGGCCUACUAUUUGUACAAGAAGAAACAAAAAGAAAUAGAAAAACGUAAAAGGUCAUCGUGGGUGCAUCCUAUAUUAUUGGAAAGGGAGAAAUAUGGUGCAUUUCAAACUCUUUUUACGCAGUUGGAAGAAUAUGAAACUAAAUUUUACAAUUAUUUUCGGAUGAAGAAAGAAACCUUUCAACUAUUAUUAACAGCCAUAUAUGAUAAAAUAAGACACGAGGAUACUGAUAUGCGUAAAUCUAUUUCCCCGGCAGAGAGAUUAGCCGUUACGAUAAGAUAUUUAGCUGCAGGGAACACAUUUAGUGAUCUACAUUACAGUUUCAGAAUGGGUAUAAAAACUAUCAGCUGUAUUGUACAAGAAGUAUUUGAAGCAUUGUGGGAAACCCUUUCUCCAAUUUAUAUGAAACUACCAUCGGAAGACGAAUGGUUAACAAUAGCAAAAAAUUUCGAGACGAAUGCAAAUUUUCCUCAUUGCUUGGGAGCCAUUGACGGCAAACAUAUUAGAAUCAUCAAGCCAGAAGAAAGUGGAUCAAUGUUUUUCAACUACAAGCACUAUUUCUCCAUAGUAUUAAUGGCUGUGGUAGACACAAACUAUAAUUUUGUUUUUAUUGAUGUUGGAGCCUACGGCAAAGAAUGCGAUUCAGCAGUAUUUAAAGAAACAGAAUUUUGGAAAAGAAUAGUAGGCGAUAAAUUAAAUAUUCCUCGACCUAAGCAGUUGCCAGGUGCAGGCAGUGAGUUACCUUAUGUAUUUGUUGCUGAUGAAGCUUUCGCUUUACAUCAACACGUACUUCGUCCUUACGGUGGGCAUCAACUUGACUCAAUAAAAAAAAUUUCAUUUAUCGUCUCACAAGAGCGCGACGCUACGUCGAAUGCGCAUUUGGUAUUUUAUCCAAUAAAUGGAGGAUUUUGCAUAGACCAUUAAAUGUUUCAACAGAUACUGCUAUUAACAUUGUAAAAACAUGCUGCUUAUUACAAAACAUAAUUCAUAAAGUAGAGGGUAUUGCUAAUAAUGCUACUGACAAUGCUAGUUCACACAUGGUAUCUACUCUAUGCCAUUUGCCUCGUUCCCAUUCAACACGAGGUAAUGUAAAAGCAAAUAUGAUUCGUAACAAAUAUGCAGAGUAUUUCAUGUCACCAGUAGGGCGUGUACCAUGGCAAAAUCAACAUGCAUAAAAAUAAUGAAAAAAAAUGUUACUUACCAAAAUCAUUUUUUUCUUUCUCGGACAUCGUUUCAAAACCUUCAUUUAACGCAAGACAAAUUUCUCUCCAAGCGGCAAAACUCGACUGUCUAUUUUUAUAGCACUCUUGGGUUUUGUCCCACAGUACAGGCCUAUUUUCAACCAAACUUAUUAACAAUUCCAUGUCAAUAUCACCCAUUUUUAAAAGAACGCAGGUAGACGGCACUCAAUUAACAGAAAACAGGCAAUACGUCCGGCAGCGUCAACACGCACCAAUACACUGGCGUGGAUGACCGCCAUUUCUUACACCGGACCGGUGUCCGUCGCGCCGAGGGGAAGGGGUGGUGCAUCCGGCGUAAAUUGUUCGCCGGACCGAUGUCCGGUGCAUGUACACACAUUCAUUAUAAUUCACCACCGCGAAUCCGGCAAAAAACAGGGU